GAGAAAGCAAUUCAAUGAAUAAGUAAGAACAAGUGCCUGUGUAACAAAGAGAGGAAGAAUAUUUAACCUUUUUUGUUAUAAUAUUGCGAUAAGUAUCCGCGAUACGUAUUCGUGGUUAACACAAAACUUACAACUUUGCGGUUCGAUCCUUGACGUCAUAUCGAUCCGGUGGAGCAUUAAAAUAUAUGCAAAACAGUUCGUUUAGCGGAAAAUGAAAACUAAUUUACUUUCAAAUAUCUGUGAAAGUAAUUGCUUCAGCAUGUAAGGCCUUUAUAUAAAGAAUGAUUCUGGCAAGUAUUUCUAUUUCAAUUGGUGUCGAGGAAAAACCGAAAGGUAUUUUAAUUGAAGAACUUAGUUAGGAUGAAGGAUAUAAUAGCUGACCUACCAAAAGGUCCUUUAGACUCUUAUAGAAAAUGUGCAGCAUUUGAUUGGAAGCUAUUGAAGCUUAAUUUAGAAGGAGAGGAUUUCGUGAAAUUUCAGAAUACUUUGUGGGAUUUUAUAAAAAAGUCACCAGCAUUUCAAAGACAUACCUGUGCUACUUUAGAUGAAGAACGAAGGCUUUGUAAUGCUCGUGUUCGAGCACUAAGGGACAACAAUAUUGCAAAUCCAUUAAUUCAUGCACAUUGGUUUAACAUAAUGUUUCAAUAUGAAGCAUCUAUACCAAUAAAAAUGGGCGUGAUGGAUGGUAUGGUACCAAGUUCAAUUCUUGCACUGGGCAAUGAAAAUCAUUUUCAGACUGUAGAAAAGAUUCAAGAAGGACAAUAUACAUGUUGUUUUGCACUAACGGAAAUAUCUCAUGGAACAAACGCAAAAGGAAUAAGAACUACAGCUACAUAUGAUGCAAAAUCAAAGGGUUUUAUCUUAAACACCCCUGAUUUUGAAGCUGCAAAAUGUUGGAUUGGUGGUCUAGGAAAAACUGCAACACAUGCUAUUGUGUUUGCACAACUAAUUACACCAGAUCAACAAAAUCAUGGACUUCAUACUUUUAUUGUACCUGUCAGAGAUCCAAAUACCCAUAUGCCUUAUCCAAAUAUUAAUAUUGGUGACAUGGGUGAAAAAAUUGCGUUAAAUGGAGUGGACAAUGGGUUUGUAAUGUUCAACAACUAUUUUAUUUCUCGAACAUGUUUGUUAAAUAAAACAGCAGAUGUUACUGAAGAUGGGAAUUAUACAGCAUCUGUGAAAGAUAAGAGCAAACGAUUUGGUGCAUCCUUAGGUGCAUUAUCUUCGGGACGUAUUACUAUUACAUCAAUAUGUGCAAAUUUUGCAUCUGUUGCAAUAACCAUUGCUAUACGAUAUUGUGCUGUAAGGAAACAAUUUGGACCAUCAGAAUUGGAGGAAUGGCCAGUUAUAGAAUAUCAAGCGCAGCAAUGGCGAUUGUUUCCUCACUUGGCAGAAACAUAUGCUCUAAAAAUAUUUUCCGCUGAGUUUGUAAACCAAAUGUGCGAGUUUAAUUUCAAACUUAUAACUACAAAAAAUCAAGAUAAUAUUGAUAAUGAAGGUAUGGAAAUUCACGCAUUAUCUUCUGCAACAAAACCAGUAUGUUCAUGGACCAGUCGAGAUAUUAUACAAGAUUGUAGAGAGUCUUGCGGAGGGCAUGGUUACCUUAAAAUUUCACGUUUGGGCGACUUGAGAGCUGAAAAUGAUGUAACUUGUACAUUCGAGGGUGAAAAUAAUGUUUUGAUUCAGCAAGCUAGCAAUUGGUUAUUAAACCAAUGGUCAAAUAUACUAAGUGGAAAACCAAUAAAUUCUCCUUUGGGAACAGCAGAUUUUAUGAAAGAUGCCAACAAUAUUUUAAUACAUACCUUCUCUUAUUCAACAAUCGAUGAAACAAUGAAACCAGAAAAUAUAUUUUUAUCCUUUACGUGGUUAUUAUGUUAUUAUGUAAAACGAACAUAUGAUCAGACACAAACCUUAAAACAUAAAGGAUAUGAUGAUUUUGAAAUUAGAAAUAAUACUCAAGUAUUCUUUGCACAAACAUUAUCUCUAUUAUAUGGGCAGCAUGUGAUAAUGAAGUACUUCAUAGAAUGUAUUCAAAAUCCUUCAUGGAGAACAGAAGAGCGCAAUGUGUUGACAAAAUUAUGUUCACUUUAUGGAGCGGUUAUUUUAGAAAAAAGAUUGGGUGACUUUUAUGCUGGUGGUUACGCGUCACCCAAGAGUAAUAUGGAUAGAUUAUUACGAGAAGGAAUUAUAAUUUUGUGUAAAGAAUUGGUUCGAGAGGCAGUAGCGUUAGUCGACGUAUUGGCACCACCAGAUUUUAUAUUAAAUUCUUCAUUAGGAAUGUCCGAUGGUCAAAUAUAUGAACAUAUCAAAGAAGAAAUAUUCAAAGUUAAAGAAAACUUUGAACGGCCGUCAUGGUGGAGAGAAAUAGUACGAUCAAAAUUAUGACACGUACAUAACAUAUAAUUAAUAUUUUUUGUUGCUAUAUUUUUAAUAUUUUUUAUUAUAUAAAAAUUAUACAUUUGGAAAAUAAAAAUUUAUUACAAAA
Messenger RNA from Frieseomelitta varia, 2485 nucleotides. Its product is annotated as peroxisomal acyl-coenzyme A oxidase 3-like. NCBI's taxonomy places the organism in Eukaryota, Metazoa, Arthropoda, Insecta, Hymenoptera, Apidae. The record is from RefSeq and is a predicted model, not a curated record. Gene Ontology annotation, cellular component: peroxisome. Gene Ontology annotation, biological process: fatty acid beta-oxidation using acyl-CoA oxidase; lipid homeostasis. Gene Ontology annotation, molecular function: fatty acid binding; FAD binding; pristanoyl-CoA oxidase activity. Bases 361 to 2385 code for a protein of 674 amino acids. The transcript has 13 exons.